AUGUCGAAUAGUUACGCCUCGAAAUCAUACGUGGCUCCUCCGAUGCCGGAAAAGGACGUGUACGAGCAAUGUCGGGUGACUUUGCGUCUGCUGAACCUGACGCGUUCCACGAAGUACGAGCUGGUGCAGGAAAACGGACAGCGUCGAUUGACGGCCCCCGAGGUGACGGAAGGCAGGAUGGUGCGCCCCAAGGGCGCGGAGAUCUUCAUAGGUCGACUGCCAAGGGACUGUUACGAGGACGAGCUGAUGCCGUUCCUGGCGCGGAUCGGCCGUCUUCUGGAGCUCCGGUUGAUGCUGGACUUCUCCGGGACCACCAGGGGAUACGCUUUCGGCCUUUUCGAGGACUCGAAGACGGCCAGGCGCGCCUGUCGCGAGCUCGACGGCUUAGAAAUUCGACCGGGACAUCGCGUCGGAGUCGUCAAGUCCAUCGACAAUUGCAGGCUCUUCUUCGGCGGGGUGCCGAAGGACAAGACCAAGGACGAGUUCAUGCAGGAACUCGGGAAGAUCCUCGAGGGUAUCGUGGACAUCUACUUGUAUCCCAGCGCACAGGAUAGGUCCUUGAACCGAGGCUUCAUAUUCGUCGAGUUCAAGGAUCACCGAUCAGCUGCCAUGGCCAGGCGCAAACUCAUUCCUGGACGCAUCGUUUUAUGGGAUCACGAGAUCGCCGUCGAUUGGGCCGACCCCGAAGCCGGGGAUCCGGUCGACGAGGACGUCAUGGAGACGGUAACAGCAUUGUUUGUACGAAACAUUUCUCUUGAAACAUCGGUGCAAACGGUGAGAGAGAUUUUCCAGCAAGUUACUAGAAUCCCUAUAUUGAAGCUGAAAAAAAUCAAUCACUUUGCAUUCGUCCAUUACGAGCAAAGGCACUUGGCGGAACGCGCUAUGGAAAUUAUGAAUCAAUCAGGUGGCAUAGUACGUAAAGAGCAGUGGGAAAUUCGAUGGGCAAAACCGAUUGGCACGACGAAAAUGAUGGAACGACAGCGCUGUAUAAAAGAAGCAAUAGCAACCAGUCAGCACAGGGAAACAUCUAAAGCACAGCCUGCAAUCACCAUGCUGCGAAGAAAAACCUGGAAAGAUAUCCCUAAGGGAUACAGCGAAGUUCCCCUGGACAAAACCGUGACGUACAAGAACAUCUUGGAAAAAUUUGUUGCUUUGAAAUUACGAGCUUCCUGCACACUUGAAUACUGCAAAUCAAUUGAACCGCCAGGCUACGUUUGUAAGAUAACGAUUAUACAAGAUGGCCGGAUUGUUUUCGAAUCUAUUGGGGAGUCCUUUUCUACGCUCUCUAAGUCUAUUAAUGCCACAGCACGAGGUGUGUAUGAGAAGAUAAACGGAAUUCUCAAUAAUUCAUUAACAGUGGAUACAAUGCUGAAUUCGGACAUGCUAAAGCUUAUGCCAGCACCCGUUGCUGUAAACGUAAAACCUCAAAGGAAAAAGUGA
Messenger RNA from Orussus abietinus, 1440 nucleotides. RefSeq names its product RNA-binding protein 47-like. The transcript is spliced from 5 exons. Gene Ontology annotation, molecular function: mRNA binding. The record is from RefSeq and is a predicted model, not a curated record. Lineage: Eukaryota; Metazoa; Arthropoda; Insecta; Hymenoptera; Orussidae. Gene Ontology annotation, cellular component: nucleus. Bases 1 to 1440 code for a protein of 479 amino acids.